ACUCUGCAGUUGCAGCAGGCCAAGGCUCAGAUAAACAGCAUGGUGCCAAAGAAGCAGUUUGAGCAGCUGCAAAACACCCUGAGAGAGGAACAGUGCAAGACUCAGCAGCUCCAGGAAAGCCUCCAGCUGCAGGCUGAGCAGACAUGCAGGCAGCUGGUCAGGAUCCAGGAGGAACACGAGCAGCUGCUGCAGGCAGCUGUGGAGCAGGCAGAGGGGCUGGAGCAGAGUCUGAGGAAUGCUGAAGCUGUGCUGGCAGAGAGGGCAGCUCAGCUCAGAGAUGCCCAGGCCCAACUCUCCAGGAACAAGCUCUUGAUUGAAGAGCUCCGUGGAGAGAACAGGAGGUUUGCAAUGGCCCUGCAGGCUGCUGAGCUGAAGCAGAAGAGCAUGGAGGAGAAGAACCAGCUGUUGGAGGAACAAGCCUCAGCUCUGAAGCAGCUUAUUGGAAAAAUCACACCAGCAUCUCUGAGUGGGUGAUGGAACAUCUGCA
Messenger RNA from Agelaius phoeniceus (red-winged blackbird), 487 nucleotides. The record is from RefSeq and is a predicted model, not a curated record. NCBI's taxonomy places the organism in Eukaryota, Metazoa, Chordata, Aves, Passeriformes, Icteridae.